This is a messenger RNA of Budorcas taxicolor (takin), 2445 nucleotides long. Its product is annotated as protocadherin gamma-A5-like. Lineage: Eukaryota; Metazoa; Chordata; Mammalia; Artiodactyla; Bovidae. The record is from RefSeq and is a predicted model, not a curated record. Gene Ontology annotation, molecular function: calcium ion binding. The transcript has a single exon. Bases 1 to 2445 code for a protein of 814 amino acids. Gene Ontology annotation, cellular component: plasma membrane. Gene Ontology annotation, biological process: homophilic cell-cell adhesion.
AUGGCGGAUCCACUGAGGGGUUGGGGCUGCAGUGAGCCGUUCCUGCUCUUCAUGCUCCUGGGGACGCUGUGGGAAGCUGGGGCCGGGCACAUCCGCUACUCGGUACCAGAGGAGCUGGACAAAGGCUCCUUCGUGGGUAACAUCGCCAAGGAUCUCGGGCUGGAGCCCCGGGAGCUGGCGGAGCGCGGAGUCCGCAUCGUCUCCAGAGGUAGGACGCAGCUCUUUGCUCUGAACCCGCGAAGCGGCAGCUUAGUCACUGCAGACAGGAUAGACCGGGAGGAGCUCUGCGCUCAGAACGCGCGGUGUCUAGUGAGUUUUAACAUCUUGGUUGAGAAUGAAAUGAAAAUGUAUGGGGUAGAAGUAGAAAUAACCGAUAUUAAUGAUAACUUCCCGCGUUUCCGGGAUGAGGAAGUAAAAGUAAAAGUCAAUGAAAAUGCGGCGGUGGGAACACCAUUAGUACUUCCCUUCGCUCGAGAUGCGGAUGUGGGUGUGAACUCCCUCCAGAGGUAUCAGCUCAGCUCCAAUAUACACUUCUCUUUGGAUGAGAAAAGCGGAAGAGAUGGACAGAGAUAUCCAGAGCUGGUACUGGAACAGCCCUUGGAUCGCGAGAAAGUAGCUGUUCACGAUCUCCUACUCACAGCUUUAGAUGGCGGAGACCCCAUACUCUCUGGUACCACGCACAUCCACGUAAUGGUCCUCGAUGCAAACGAUAAUGCUCCCCUGUUCACCCAAUCGGAGUACAGAGUGAGUGUUCCAGAGAACAUAGCUGUUGGCACUCGGUUGCUCACACUAACUGCUACGGAUCCAGAUGAGGGAAUAAAUGGGAAAUUGACAUACUCUUUUCGCAAUGAAGAAGACAAAAUUUCAGAGACUUUCCAACUUGAUUCCAACUUGGGUGAAAUCUCAACUGUGCAACCACUGGAUUAUGAAGAAUCCAGAUUCUAUGACAUGGAAGUGGUAGCUCAGGAUGGAGGUGCUCUUCUUGCCAGCGCUAAAGUACUAAUCACAGUACAGGACGUGAAUGACAAUGCGCCUGAAGUACUCCUUACCUCUCUGUCCAGUACCGUCUCUGAAGACUCUCUUCCGGGAACCAUAAUUGCGCUGUUUAGCGUACAUGAUGGUGAUUCUGGAGAGAAUGGCGAGAUUGUGUGUUCUAUUCCCAGGAACUUACCCUUUAAACUGGAAAAGUCAGUUGAUAAUUACUAUCACUUAUUGACAACUAGAGCCCUGGACAGAGAAGAGAUCUCAGAUUACAACAUCACAGUAACUGUCACUGACUGUGGAAAUCCACCACUGUCUACAGAAAACCACAUCUUCCUGAAAGUGGCAGACAUCAACGACAACCCUCCCAUUUUCCCUCACACCUCAUACUACACCUACAUCCCAGAAAACAACCCCAGAGGCAUCUCGAUCUUCUCUGUAAAUGCCCAUGAUCCCGACAGCGGCAACAACGCCCAGGUCACUUAUGCUUUGGCUGAGGACAAAUUUCAGGGAACGCCUCUGUCAUCCUAUGUGUCCAUCAACUCUGACACGGGAGCCCUGUAUGCACUGAGGUCUUUCGACUACGAGGAGGUUAGAGAACUGCAACUGUGGGUGACAGCCAGUGACAAUGGAGACCCUCCACUCAGCAGCAAUGUGUCCCUGAGACUGUUCAUCCUGGACCAGAACGACAAUGCACCUGAAAUCUUGUAUCCUGCCCUCCCCGUCGAUGGCUCCACGGGUGUGGAGCUGGCACCCCGCUCUGCAGAGCCUGGCUACCUGGUCACCAAGGUGGUGGCAGUGGACAGAGACUCAGGACAGAACGCCUGGCUGUCCUACCGCCUGCUCAAGGCCAGCGAGCCAGGACUCUUCACAGUGGGGCUGCACACGGGCGAGGUGCGCACAGCGCGGGCGCUGCUGGACAGAGACGCGAUCAAGCAGAGCCUGGUGGUGGUGGUCCAGGAUCACGGCCAGCCUCCUCUUUCUGCCACCGUCACGCUCACUGUGGCUGUGGCUGACAGCAUCCCAGAUGUGCUGGCCGACUUGGGCAGCCUCGAACCCUCCACUGACCGUGACGACUCAGGUCUCACUUUGUACCUGGUGGUGGCUGUGGCCUCGGUCUCCUGCGUCUUCCUCGCCUUUGUCAUCGCACUGCUGACUCUCAGACUGCGGCGCUGGUACACGUCGCGUGCCCUGCAGGCUUCGGGCAUCGGGUUGGCAGGCUUGCCCGCCUCUCACUUUGUGGGCGUGGACGGGGUGCGGGCUUUCCUGCAGACCUUUUCGCAAGAGGUCUCGCUCACCGCGGACUCUCGGGGGAGUCACGUGAUCUUCCCACGGCCCAACUACGCAGACACGCUCAUCAGCCAGGAGAGCUGUGAGAAAAGCGAUCCUCUCCUGAUACCUGAGAAGAUAAACGCAAAGGAAAGAGAGCUAGAAGUUCUUCAGGUGAGUUUUCUUUUUCAGUAG